Plectropomus leopardus (leopard coralgrouper) is the source of this 3257-nucleotide messenger RNA. RefSeq names its product E3 ubiquitin/ISG15 ligase TRIM25. The record is from RefSeq and is a predicted model, not a curated record. NCBI's taxonomy places the organism in Eukaryota, Metazoa, Chordata, Actinopteri, Perciformes, Serranidae. Gene Ontology annotation, molecular function: zinc ion binding.
CGUUUGUCCGCCGCACAGGUGCGUGUCGACUCGUGCUUUUGUGUCAAAUACCGAAAACUCGAGAUGAGAAACUAAACGCCGGGUGACUGCAAUGUGUCCUCGGAGCCCCUAAAACAACCGGGACUGUGUGUUGGGACAGAAAAAAAGCAGCUAUCGGCUCUUAAAACGGUAACAUGUUAGCACCAGCACGACAGGUGCAGACCGGCUUCGAGAUUUGAGACGAUAGCCUCGUCGUUUGUGAUUGAGACACGAAGACAACCUGCGAGGACACACGUGAUCGAGGCAACCUGACAUCCACAAAGGGUGAAGUUCUACAUCAGGAAACUGCAGCCUGCUUUCCCUCUCCACCUAUUCUGGUUUUCUGUCUCUUGAAUUAUCACUCCCCUGUCCCACUCCCUUUUCUACCCACCUUUAAACUUCUUAUCUCCAAUCCCCACCACUUCCUUAUCCCCCUUUUCCACUUCUUUCUGUCCUCGUCUCUCUCGCCACCCUUUAAUCUCCCACCACCUCCAUCUGUCUCACCUCUCGGGCCUCACAGUUUAAAUACUGACAUGGCCUCGGCACGGUCAGAGCAGUCCAGCGUCCUGCAAGAGGAGCUCACCUGCCCAGUGUGCCUGGACUUGUACCGCGACCCCCACUUGCUUCCAUGCGGCCACAACUUCUGCAAGACCUGUCUGGACCGCCUAAAGCGGCAAGCGGAUCGAGGCCGCUUCCGCUGCCCGGAGUGCCGCGACAGCCACCGCUGUGGCACCAACUUUCAGAAAAACUUCAAACUCGCCAACAUCGCAGACGACUACCGUCACCGGCGCAGAGCGACCACCGCAGCCGCUACGGCUUUAAAAUCCAGAGAACUGCUGUCGUCCUCUCUGUCAACGCAGCACGCCAGGGGUCUGUUGGCUGUUCCAUGUGACUACUGUCCUUCAGUCGCUGCCGAGGCGCCGAGCGUCAGCGCUGUCGGGGAAGGAGCGUCUCCUGUUUCUGCUUCUCAGGACGAUGGUGACAAGCAGGAAGCAGCUGCUGCUUCUGCUGCUGCUGCUGCUGCUGCUGCUGCUGCUGCUGCUGCAACAACGUUUGCGGUCAAGACGUGUCUGAAAUGUGAGGUGUCGAUGUGCCAGGAGCAUGUGAAGCCACAUCUGGAACUGCCGGCGUUCCGCGAGCAUCCUCUGACAGAACCGAUGAACGACUUCUGGAAGAGGAAGUGCCCGGAUCAUGAUGAGAUAUACAGAUAUUACUGCAUGGAUGACAAGAUAUGUGUGUGCAACGCCUGCACCAUAGAGGGAGGACACUCGGGACACACAAUCAAGACCCUAAAAAACACCAUGAAAGAUCUCAAGGGCACGCUGGACAAGCAGCUGUACAGGGUUGAAAGGAAGUUCAGCAUGGCGGAGAAAAAACUCCAAGAGCAGAAGGAGAAGGAGAGACAGAACAAGAAGUUUAUGGACGACUCUGAGCAGUGCCUGAACAGGCUGGGUGAGGAGAUGAAGGCCAAAGUACUCCGCUUCGUCACCAGAUUGCGAGAAUGCUCGCGCACUCACUGCGACACCAACGGGCCGGCAAUUCAGAAGAACAUCUUCAGGAUCUGUCAGGACAAGACGCGCCUGCAGGAGGUCCGCUGUGGCAUCGAAAGCCUCAUGCAGGAAAACGACCCUUUCCGCUUCAUCGAGGCAUACAAAACAACAGGAAAACAGUGCCGCAGGCAGCUAAGAAAAAACAUGUUCUACCCAGAAUAUGUGGACAUGGAGACCGAAGUUCUUGGAGUGAUGAUGGAAGAAGAAAUGAGAAAAUUCCUUGAUGAGGAACUGCCAUGUCAUAUUGUUGCUGCCAUUAAUUCUCUGUGUCAUAUGUCAGAUCUCGAGGAGGAGGAGGACCAGGAGGAGAACGAGGAAGAGGUCGUGGAGGAUGACGAUGACGACGACGAUGACCUCGACGACAGCAGCGUAGAGGAAAUGAGGAGCGAGGGGGAGGAGGAGGAAGAUGAGGAGGAGGACGACGAGGAUGGACACGACCAGAGCGAGCUGGCCGAUGACUUCUACAGCCCAGGGGAGGAGGAGGAGGAAGAGGGCGAGGAGGAAGAAGAAGACGAGGACGAGGACGGAGAUGAAGAGGACGAGGAAGAGAGGGGAGUUUAACAGGACAUACAAGACCUAUUAAAGCACUUUGGAUUCAAUCCGUAAACUGCGGACGAGUGUAACAGAUCUAACAUCUGUUUUAGUGUUGCACUCAUCUUCUCUUUGAAUGUCCCACGUACAGUUCAGGACUCGAGCAGCUACCACAUUUUGCCUCAGACCCUCAUUAAAUAGUCUAAGAUGAAACACUGGACGAAAACGGAGCUUCGAUUUAAGCUGGAUUUAAAACUAGCCGUGCACUGAGAAUCAGCCAAUGUGAAUCUCAUGCUAAACCUGUGUUGCAUUUUGCUAAACCUCAAGGUGCUUUAUAGCAGUUUGCUGUAUAUGUAAAUACAUGAAUGUAUAAUGACAGAAUGUGGCUGGAAGGACUCAACGAGAAUUUGGCAAAACUUCUGCAUGUCUGCGAUGCCGAAUUUAAUACCACUUUGCUAAAAAAAUAAAUAAAAAUGACAGAUUAGGAGGAAUUUACCUAAUCAAAACUGAUAAACUUUGGUCUACUUUCACCUGAAAUUUUGAUAUAUUAACAGGUGCAGAGAUUCUGAAAUUAAUAUCCUUAAAUUUUUCAAGUUUAAUUAAAAAAAAAGGUUGAAUUCCUUGAGUUUCCCAGUUUUCCAUCACCACAGAAAGCCUUUCGAUCUGCAUCCUUGUAAAACAUGAAGGAGAAAAACACGCCAGGGUAAUUACUACUUGAAUCCGUGUAUGGAUUGUUGUGAUUGUUUCAUUCAUGCUACAGUUAAACAUCGCAAGCCAAAGAGUUAGGAUGUGCGUCUGUGUGUACGCAUAGAUGCUUUUAAAAAAUUUUGUUUGCUUGGCAUGACAUUAAAAAAAAGAAAUGCAAUGUGUUAAUAUCAGUCUGCAUAGGCCAUAGGAUGUCUUUGCUUUUCAUAGUAGUGCUUCAAAAGCAGUUAAUGCAUUGUUUAAAAAAAAAACCUAUGCACAGUUCAUACAUUAAUCUCAAAAUAUCAGUUUCAGGUGAUGAAGAAUUUUGCACUUUACUACAAAAAAAGAUGCUAUGUUAGGCCUGGUAUAUUUGAAUGUUAAAAGUUGAUUUUUAUUUUGAUACGAGUGAUUUUGUGAGGGGCCAAACUGAAAUAAUAAAUAUAUGAUAUUAAUAAAGCCUGUUAAAAUGUG